Messenger RNA from Aspergillus costaricaensis CBS 115574, 837 nucleotides. RefSeq names its product DODA-type extradiol aromatic ring-opening family dioxygenase. The record is from RefSeq and is a predicted model, not a curated record. Bases 1 to 837 code for a protein of 278 amino acids. NCBI's taxonomy places the organism in Eukaryota, Fungi, Ascomycota, Eurotiomycetes, Eurotiales, Aspergillaceae. Gene Ontology annotation, molecular function: oxidoreductase activity, acting on single donors with incorporation of molecular oxygen; zinc ion binding; ferrous iron binding. The transcript has 4 exons.
AUGGCGAGAACGCCGGUUUAUUUUUUGAGUCAUGGUGGGCCGAAUAUCAUGUAUGAUCAUGAGCACCCGGCGUAUCAUAAGCUGGGUGAGAUUGGAAAGGAAAUUACUACCAAAGUGAAGCCGCGCGCGGUGGUGGUUUUCUCGGCACAUUGGCAGGCGGGGAGGGAUACUAUCCAGGUUAAUACGGCGGAGAUUACGGAUUUGAUUUAUGACUUUUAUGGCUUCCCUAGUCAUUACUACAAGGAGAAGUAUCCUAAUGUUGGGAGUCGGGAGGUUGCGAAUAAGGUCCUCGAUGCGUUGAGCCAGGCGGGGAUUAAGGGAGAGGGGGUGAAGAGAGGUCUUGAUCAUGGUGUGUGGGCGAGUUUCAAGUGCGCUUUUGAGCCUGAGAAGAACCCUCUGAAUGUCCCUGUUGUGCAGGUAUCGCUGUUCAAAACGGAGGAUCCUGUCCAGCAUUACCGACUUGGUCAGGCGGUCUCGAGACUCCGGGAGGAGAACAUCUUGAUCAUCGUCUCCGGCAUGGCGGUGCAUAAUCUGCGCGAUAUGCAAUUCACCUGGGGUGACCCGCGGCCUUUGCCGUAUACUGCCAGCUUCGAUGAAGCUCUGAAGGAGGCCGUCACGAAAGCGCCAGCGGAGCGAGAACAGGCUAUGGCAGAUUUGCUGAAGCGGCCGGAUGCUCGGCAGGCACACCCGUAUUUCGAUCACCUGCUUCCGAUUCAUAUUGGAGCCGGAGCUGCGGGCGAUGAUGUUGGAAGGAGACUGUGGACCUUGAAGGAGGGAAGCAUGAGUUGGGCGCAAUAUAGAUUCGGCGAAAUCGCCAACAGUACUAGUUCUUUGUAG